AUGGAUGACCAACAGGUCAAACCUCCAAUCAUCACAGCUAUUCGCAACGACGCCCCUCUUCCGGACAUCCCGAUCGAAGUGUCCCCCAAGCCGAAAAACCUGCACGAUGCAAGUGAGUCGGCCCACCAGGUCGAUUUACCAAGAGUCUUGAUUCGAACAUCUGGCGACUAUUACACCAAGGUCGCAGAUCGGUUUCUAGAUACUGCAGACUUUGGAUUGCUUAACGGCGUCGACGUUGGACAUCCCGACCCUACUAUCCUGUUUCACCGAAACGAAUCAGACGUGGCUAGAUCGAUUGAAGACUCAAUCAAUCGAGUUGUUGGGCAGGUUCUCCUCGGAGGGCACGCGCCGGGAACUCUGGUGAUGGAUAGCCUAACGCAAGCUUGGAAGAAGAUCAAAAACCAAAACCGCCAGCCAUUGGAGCCUACGUCAAUCAUUCUCAUUCCCGAUUGGACGGCAAAAUGCAGAUUGACCGCUCCUGGUAAAGAACCCAUCGAAUCAGUGCUCGUCGCCGAGUACAAAGACAGGGGCCUGGUUGUUGUGGAUGACUUCGAGACAGAACUUGACAAGUCCCCUGUGAGACUGCUGGAGUUGUGGCUUGAGACACAAAACAAUGCCGCCGAGAUAACGGAGAUGCUCGAGACGGCCAACAAUGAGGGAAUUGUAGCAGACUACAUACGCCUCGCAAGUGAUGUACGGAGCAACAUUGCACCUGAGAGCCGCGAAUUUGCGACAACCUUCGGAACCGGCAAUCAUCCAAAGUCCCCAUUCGAAAAGAACGUAGCGACGACGCUCCAUCAGAUCACCACUUAUGCCGUCGGAGAAGACGCUCCCUACGCCAUACUCGGAGACUAUCAGUCACUGGCAAUAUUCGAGUUUACCGACAUGUUGACCUUCCCAAAGGUGAACGAGAUCGACCGGCUUCGUCGGGGUCCGGGCAACAGGAUUCGAGUACUGGUGCUCAAUAAUGAGUCAAGGAAAAUACGCCGGAACAUGAUUGGCGCCUGGCUCAAGGGCAUCGGGAGCGAAUCGGGUGAAGCAUGGAUGAAGAGCAUCGGAAGUGACUAA
Colletotrichum fioriniae is the source of this 1068-nucleotide messenger RNA. RefSeq lists its product as uncharacterized. Lineage: Eukaryota; Fungi; Ascomycota; Sordariomycetes; Glomerellales; Glomerellaceae. The record is from RefSeq and is a predicted model, not a curated record.